Condylostylus longicornis is the source of this 1672-nucleotide messenger RNA. It is a transcript of the gene net, whose product is annotated as probable serine/threonine-protein kinase DDB_G0282963. Gene Ontology annotation, molecular function: protein dimerization activity; DNA-binding transcription factor activity. The record is from RefSeq and is a predicted model, not a curated record. The transcript is spliced from 3 exons. The coding region runs from base 80 to 1465 and encodes 461 amino acids. Lineage: Eukaryota; Metazoa; Arthropoda; Insecta; Diptera; Dolichopodidae.
GGAAAUUUUAAAGGAUAUUUAUUUCAAGAACAUAAAGGAUUUUAAAUUGGAUAUAAUUUUAUUUUUAUAAUUGGUAAAGAUGGCAGAAACAGAAAAUUCAUUUUCAAAACUAAACGAUUUGUCUACAAUCAUACUUAAAGGAUCUCCAAAUCCUAGUGAACGUGAUGCAGGUUUCUGUUCUGGUAGCUCCGAAGUUGGUGAUGAUACUUCUUCAAUUGAUAAUGCAUCAUCACAACAUAAUCAUCAUCAUCACAAUCAUAAUUCAAAUUAUAGUGAACAUCAUCAUCAUCAUCAUACAGAUCAUCAAAAUUUCCAAACAGAAGAUUCAUCAGAAGAUUCUGUUGAAGUUAAAAUUACACCAAUUAGUUAUACACGUAACAAAAGAAAAAGUACUGAACCAUCACGUGUUAUAUUGGGUAGAGAAGAAACUGGUCCAUUAAAAAAACGUGUACGUUAUCAUACCGAAGAACAAUAUGAACAAGAAGAAAAUAUUAAAAAUUAUUCUCAAACUAGUAAUAAUAAAAAUAUAGAAUAUCAAAAUGAUAAUUUACAUUUUCGUCCAUGGGAUGAAUCACAAUGUAUUGUACCACAUGAAAAAAUGCCAAAUCCAGCUGAAAUAUUAGUACGACAUCCUGGUGUAACAACAUUACAUCGAAAUUUAAGACCAAAUAAAAUUUCAAAUGAUAUUCAAGAUGAACCUUUAGCUCUUAUUACAAAAAAAUCAAAUUCAUUUUCAACAACAACAACAACAACAACUACAAAUAAAUCAAUAUCAACAAAAGGAACAACAGUAAUAACAACAUCAACAGUUCCAACAACAGAACAUAAAGAUGUUAUCAAUACAAAUAACAUGAUCUCAUCAAAUUCAAAAAUAAAUACACAAAAAAUAACAACAUUACAUUCAUCAACUUCAUUAACGAAAAAAACACAAAAUAAUAAUAAUAAUAAAUCACAAUUAGUUAAAGUAUCGAAACAAAGACAAAAUAAAACUGAUCUCAAUACUAAUUCAAAUGAAAAUAAUAAUGAUAAAAAUUUUAGAAUUGAUAUAGAAGAAUCUGAUGAUUUAACAAUUAAUAAUAAAUUAAAUGAAAAUUUAAAUAAUACAAAAGAAAUAAAUAAUUUACAAGGUUCUGAUGAACAAUUACAACGUCCAAUACAACGAAAUUAUAAAAAUAUGACAAGAGAACGACGUAUUGAAGCGAAUGCCCGUGAACGUACACGUGUACAUACAAUUUCAGCUGCUUAUGAUACAUUAAGAAAAUCUGUACCAGCAUAUUCAAAUUCACAAAAAUUAUCAAAAUUAUCUGUUUUAAGAGUUGCAUGUUCCUAUAUAUUAACAUUAAGUCGUAUGGCUGGUCUUGAUUAUAGUGAAGAUCAAAGUUCACCAAGUUUGGCAUCAUGUGUCGAUAUGGUUACAAAAACAAUACAAACCGAAGGUAAAAUUCGUAAAAAGAAAGAUGAAUAAAGUUCAAAUUGCAAAUAAUUUUUAAAUUAAUAAAAAAUAAAGAAAAAAUUUUAGAAACCGGUGCCAUUAUCCGUAAAAAUAAUAUUAUUAAAAUGAACUACUAUAAUAUUUUUUAAAAGUAUAAAUCGAAUCGAGUCUCAUUUUAUUGUACUGAAAAAAAAAAAAAAAACAAAAUUUUUUAAUUUAAUUUUUUAAUCUUUUAUUGUC